AUGCCGCUUCCCGACACCAUGUUCUGCGCGCAGCAGAUCCACAUUCCCCCGGAGCUGCCGGACAUCCUGAAGCAGUUCACCAAGGCGGCCAUCCGCACCCAGCCCGCCGACGUGCUGCAGUGGUCCGCGGGAUAUUUUACAGCUUUGUCAAGAGGAGAUCCACUUCCUGUAAAGGACAGAAUCGAAAUGCCCGUGGCAACCCAGAAAACAGACACAGGCCUGACUCCAGGACUCCUGAAAGUUUUGCACAAGCAGUGUGGCCACAAGCACGAUGUGGAAUUAGCAGAUCUUGAGCAGAAGUGGAAAAAUUUGUGCCUGCCAGUAGAAAAAUUCAGAGCUCUCUUAGAGCUGGAUCCUUGCAAAAAGCAAAUCGAGUGGAUAAAAUUCUUAGCGCUUGGAUGUAGCAUGCUUGGUGGGUCUGUGGACCCCAAGUGA
Propithecus coquereli (Coquerel's sifaka) is the source of this 435-nucleotide messenger RNA. It is a transcript of the gene ROPN1L, whose product is annotated as rhophilin associated tail protein 1-like. Lineage: Eukaryota; Metazoa; Chordata; Mammalia; Primates; Indriidae. The transcript has 4 exons. The record is from RefSeq and is a predicted model, not a curated record. Bases 1 to 435 code for a protein of 144 amino acids.